Messenger RNA from Solea senegalensis (Senegalese sole), 1253 nucleotides. Its product is annotated as potassium channel subfamily K member 15-like. The record is from RefSeq and is a predicted model, not a curated record. Gene Ontology annotation, biological process: stabilization of membrane potential; potassium ion transmembrane transport. Gene Ontology annotation, cellular component: membrane. Lineage: Eukaryota; Metazoa; Chordata; Actinopteri; Pleuronectiformes; Soleidae. Gene Ontology annotation, molecular function: potassium ion leak channel activity. The coding region runs from base 7 to 1218 and encodes 403 amino acids. The transcript has 3 exons.
GUGAGGAUGAAGAAGCACAACAGCAUCAGGACCUUCUGUCUCAUCCUCUCCAUCAUCCUCUACCUGCUCAUCGGUGCCGCGGUGUUUGAUGCACUGGAGUCAGAGAGUGAGAGUUCAAGGAAAAAAGUGCUGGAGCAGAAGCUGAAUGAGCUGAAGAGGAAGCACGGCUUCACUGAGGAAGAUUACCGGCGCAUGGAGAGAGUGGUGCUGCUGUCAGAGUCGCACAGAGCCGGCAGUCAGUGGAAGUUCAGCGGCUCUUUUUACUUCGCCAUCACUGUUAUCACCACCAUAGGCUAUGGCCACGUCGCUCCUCGGACUGAUGCUGGAAAAGCUUUCUGCAUGUUUUACGCCGUGCUGGGCAUUCCUCUGACCCUGGUCAUGUUCCAGAGCCUGGGAGAGAGGAUCAACACUUUUGUCCGCUACCUCCUGAGAAGAGCCAAGCAGGGACUGGGGCUCCUGAAGGUGGAGGUGUCCACCUGGAACAUGGUCCUGGUGGGGCUGUUGUCUUGCAUGAGUACUCUCUGUGUUGGAGCUGCAGCAUUCUCUCAUUUUGAGGACUGGACCUUCUUCACCGCCUACUACUACUGUUUCACCACACUCACCACUAUCGGCUUUGGGGACUUUGUGGCCCUGCAGAGGACAGACGCUCUGCAGAGGCAGCCACCGUACGUGGCCUUCAGCUUCAUGUACAUCUUGGUUGGGCUGACAGUGAUCGGUGCUUUUCUUAACCUGGUGGUCCUGAGGUUCCUCACUGUCAGCUCAGAUGAGCUCGUGGUACGGCCGGAGCCAAACGAGGACCUGGAGGUGUCGGACACCGACGCAGAAACUGCUGCAGUGGGAGAUGAAGACAGAAGAGAUGGACACAGCAGCCGGUCUUACCUGAGCUUGCCGAUGGAGGCGGGCACCAGCUGUACCAACCUCCUCCCUGCUCCUGCAGAGGAGCACAGACAUGUUUCAUCUCCACUCAGAGACUCCGUGCUUCCUGACACCAGCAGAUUCACACCUUGGUUCGCCUGCAUCUGCUGUGACGUGGACGUUCAGGACAGCCCUCAUUCGUCUCACUGGGACCAGGACUUUGGACACAGCAACCCGGUCUUUUACAACUCCGUCUCCUACAGGGUUGAACAGACGUCGUGCAGCUCACAGCAGGCUUCACCCAGCUGCAGAGGACUGUGCCUGGUCCAGAACUAUCCUCACACCAGGAGGAGAUCAGUCUAACACUGUCACCUCAGUCAAAAACAUAUAUAUGUAUA